Episyrphus balteatus (marmalade hoverfly) is the source of this 1622-nucleotide messenger RNA. RefSeq names its product aldehyde dehydrogenase X, mitochondrial. The transcript has 6 exons. The coding region runs from base 92 to 1549 and encodes 485 amino acids. Gene Ontology annotation, molecular function: aldehyde dehydrogenase (NAD+) activity. Lineage: Eukaryota; Metazoa; Arthropoda; Insecta; Diptera; Syrphidae. The record is from RefSeq and is a predicted model, not a curated record.
UUUAUAAGUAUAUUUUUAGAACGCUCUGCGCCCAUAAAAGUUGAAUAAAGUCCAAAACAAAUUUCAGUUCAAUUAAUUCAUUUGAAGCAAGAUGUCGAAUCCACAGCAGUCUAUCGUUUAUACCAAGCUUUUCAUAAAUAAUGAAUUUGUGGAUGCAGUUUCGGGAAAAACAUUUGAAACAAUCAAUCCAGCUACAGAAAAAGUUAUUGCUAGCGUUUCAGAGGGUGAUAAAGCUGAUGUUGACCUUGCUGUAAAAGCGGCCAAAAAGGCAUUUUCCUUAAACUCAGAAUGGAGAAAAAUGGAAUCACAAAAACGUGCCGACUUGAUUAUAAAGUUAGCUGAGCUCAUGGAAAGGGACAAACACACUUUGGCCAAUCUUGAAGUUAUGGAUAAUGGAAAAACUUUUGAUGCUGCUUGUUUUGAUAUUGACUGUUCCAUCGACACUUUAAAAUACUAUGCAGGCUGGACAGAUAAAUUUUUUGGUGAUACCAUUCCAGUGGCUAGUUUUAUUUCUAUGACAAAGAAGGAGCCAAUUGGUGUUGUUGGUCAAAUUAUCCCUUGGAAUUAUCCACUUUUGAUGUUAGCAUGGAAAUGGGGUCCUGCACUGGCUGCUGGUUGCACAAUUGUCCUCAAACCAGCUGAACAAACUCCUCUCUCGGCUCUACACAUGGGAGCUUUGACUAAGGAAGCUGGAUUUCCACCAGGUGUUAUAAAUAUCGUAACUGGUUUCGGACCCACAGCUGGUGCAGCUAUUUCCACGCACAAUGAUAUCCAAAAAGUUGCAUUCACUGGAUCUGUUGAAAUUGGUCGUAUUAUUAUGGAAGCAGCAGCUAAGUCAAACUUGAAAAAGGUUUCACUCGAAUUAGGAGGAAAGAGUCCAAUUGUUGUUUUCGAUGAUGCUGACAUUGAUUACGCUGUUGAAGUAGCACACAAUGCUCUUUUUGAUAAUCAUGGACAAAGUUGCUGCGCUGGUAGCCGAACAUUUGUACAUGAAAAGAUUUAUGAAAAAUUUGUUACUAAGGCUGCACAAAAAGCAAAAGACCGAAAAGUUGGAAAUCCUUUCGAAAAUGGUGUCCUACAAGGUCCACAAGUAGAUACUGAAAUGUUUAACAAAGUUUUGAAUUAUAUUGAAAGUGGAAAGCAAGAAGGAGCCAAAUUGGAAUGUGGUGGAAAACGUUUUGGAGAUGUUGGAUUUUUCAUUGAACCAACUGUAUUUUCAGAUGUUAAGGACGAUAUGAAAAUAGCUAAAGAAGAGAUUUUCGGACCAGUUCAAUCCAUUUUCAAAUUCUCUUCAAUGGAAGAAGUAAUUGAAAGAGCUAAUAAUACAUCAUAUGGUCUUGCUGCAGCUGUUAUCACAAAUGAUAUCAAUAAGGCUAUUCUUUUUGCAAAUAGUGUGGAUGCUGGAUCAGUUUGGAUUAAUUGUUAUGACGCUGUCUUGCCACAAACACCAUUUGGUGGAUUUAAACAAUCUGGAUUUGGUCGUGAAUUGGGAAAAGAUGGUCUCGAUAAUUAUUUGGAAAAUAAAACAAUAACAAUUAAAAUGCUUUAAAAAUUUCACCAAUUUUUUGUAAAUACCAAAAUGCAUAAUAUUGUUUCAAAUAAAAUUUUAUAUUUUGAAUUAA